AUGAGCGCUAUCGAUGAUGCCAUGGAAGAACUGAAGAGGCAGGUUCCCGUCUACGACGAGAUGAACGGAAGGCAUUAUCCGCAUCAUCGACAACUCUUAAAACGUCAGAUUUCAGUCGCCGAGAAAUCACUGUCGCCGUCGCUAGAAGAGUGCGCAAAAGAUGUGGUGGAAGACGUAGUGAUCAAGCUUAAAGGAACCUCCGCCACUCGGAGUAUAUUUUGA
Messenger RNA from Phytophthora nicotianae INRA-310, 222 nucleotides. RefSeq lists its product as hypothetical. The coding region runs from base 1 to 222 and encodes 73 amino acids. The record is from RefSeq and is a predicted model, not a curated record. Lineage: Eukaryota; Oomycota; Peronosporomycetes; Peronosporales; Peronosporaceae. The transcript has 2 exons.